Messenger RNA from Aspergillus nomiae NRRL 13137, 2525 nucleotides. RefSeq names its product putative Ran-binding protein (RanBP10). Gene Ontology annotation, molecular function: protein binding. Gene Ontology annotation, cellular component: cytoplasm. The record is from RefSeq and is a predicted model, not a curated record. The transcript has 6 exons. The coding region runs from base 174 to 2234 and encodes 686 amino acids. Gene Ontology annotation, biological process: cell surface receptor signaling pathway; cytoskeleton organization. Lineage: Eukaryota; Fungi; Ascomycota; Eurotiomycetes; Eurotiales; Aspergillaceae.
AGCAAGUUACUAGUAAGCGUUGACAAAUGCUACGCAUUUCACUGUUGCCACGGUCAUUCGAGCUUCGAAAGUUGCUCGCGUGAGGGUGUUGUGUAUGUUCGUCGUCCCUCCCCGCUCAUCACUAAGUACCCGCCGGCCGUUGGCUUUGGCUCCAUCCAACGAACGACUCCAAUAUGGCCGAUGCACCAUUUCCCCCGUCCGGUGGAGCUCGAGGAGCUCCUGUAACCACCACAUAUUCCGGCCCAAGCAUCUCGACCAUCCCCCGUCGUUCAUCCUACGCUUCCGUCCUUUCUGGAACUGCUCUCUCGCCACCAACUAACAGUGGUCCGUUCUCGCAACUGCUGACCUCGAACUCCACUUCUUAUCCCCCACCAUUUCCUCCCGACGGCCGCCAUCUGAGGCCAUCCGCAGACCUGGAUGCAGACAUGCAGAUGAACUCCCCAUGGAGGAUGUCGUCCGGCGAUACACUUCCUCCUUAUUCCCGGAAAUACGCCAGCUUCGCUCGUUCUGAUCCCUUCCCCCAAAAUCCCGGCAGCUUCUCCGAUGUUGCAUCGUCUUCAUUUACGCCAUCAUAUCUGCGUAACUCCAGGUACAUCUCCCGCCUCGAUGCAGCCCGUCGAGCCAAAAUGGCGUCCCAACGGGAUGCCAUUUAUUCUUCAUCAACGUCGAAUCCCAUUUCUACCUCCUCCAGUCAAGCGAGCCUGCCGCGUAUAGCACCAUCUCAUCGUGGGAUGACCUAUGAUAUCAUCGAGAGGGAACCCUCUAGCGAUGACGAACACGUUAUGCCACUUCCUUCACGGUGGAACGACGGAGAUAAAUAUUCUGGCCUGGAGCUUACAAGCGGGGGAUUGGAGGUCCGGUAUACCGGCCCGAUCAAUAAACACGAUCAUGAAGCUGCCGCCGUCCGCGCAGAUAACCCGAUGCCGCCGCAGUGCGGGAUCUACUAUUUUGAAAUUACGAUUCUAUCCAAACCUAAGGAGGGAAUGAUCGGAAUCGGAUUCUCCAGUAAUAAAGCAUCAGUUGAGCGUCUCCCGGGAUGGGAGCAAGAAUCUUGGGCGUACCAUGGCGAUGAUGGCAAGUCAUUCUUCGGUGAAAGUCAAGGGCAAGGAAGACAAUACGGCCCUACCUUUGGUGUAAACGACACUGUGGGCUGCGGUGUCAAUUUUUCGACGGGUUGUGCAUUUUUCACUAAAAAUGGCGUAUUUUUGGGUAAUGCCUUUCGGGAGUUGAGAAACCUGAAGGUCUACCCUUCGGUGGGUAUGAAAAAACAGCCGCCUGUGCAUUUGGCGGCGAACUUUGGCCAACAUCCGUUCAUGUUCGACAUUGAUGGCAUGGUUAAGAAAGAGAAAUUUGCCAUUCACUCAGAGAUUCGUGCCACCAGCACCGCUAACCUACAGCCACCCUUGGACGAGUCUGCCUUGCUCCAAGAACUGGUUGCACAGUUCCUAGCUCAUGACGGAUAUGUUGAAACGGCUCGGGCUUUUGCAGAAGAGGUCGCUGCAGAAUCGGCGGCGCUGCAGAAUGGGCGUGCGGAGCCACUGAAGAAGUAUGAGGCAGAGGAAGAUGUUGAAGCGAUCAACCGGCAAAAAAUCCGAGCAGCGAUACUGGAUGGAGAUAUCGACAAGGCACUGAAGUACACUAAUGCUUAUUACGCCAAUGUUCUGCAAAACUUCCCUCAUAUCCACUUCAAGUUACGAUGUCGGAAAUUUUUGGAGAUGAUGCGUAGAUGCAACGAGCCCUCCUGGGCUGCAUCUAAGAGAGAGAAGUCAUCUAAUGGUCUUUCUGACGGCAGUGCCGUUUUUGACGAAGAGAUGGAGCUUGACGAACAGAUGCACCACGGUGGUGGCUGGAAUGCGGAUGGAAUGGAUACGGAAGAGCCUGAGAACGCUGCGAAGUUCAACGAGCUCCUCACCGAAGCCGUCCAGUAUGGACAGCAAUUACGCCUAGAUUAUCCGAAUGACGAGCGCGGAGGGAACAAGAAGAUGCUGGAUGACAUUUUCUCCUUGGUGGCGUAUCCUGAUCCGAAGCAGUCAGUCCACGGGCAUUAUCUAGACCCUGCAGGCCGCAUUGCUGUUGCGGAGGAGUUGAAUUCGGCUAUAUUAGUUUCACUUGGCAAAUCAUCAUCGGCUGCUCUGGAGCGGCUAUAUCAACAGACGGAAGUGCUGGUCAAUGAAAUCGGUGAAGAAGGAGGCGCCGGGGCGUUUAUUAAUGUGCGAAAUGAUUUUCUGCUUUGAAUCCUUCCGCAGCAUGUUCGGGACUGAUUACUUGAUUAUUCUGUGGGCGUGGCAUAUGAAGACUGGUAGCCCUUUUUUUCCCCUCUUUUUUCUUUUUCUUUUUCCUGAUUGUCUAUUGGUAGCCCUGCACAAUUCCUCUGUCUUUCCUUAUUUCCCGGUCAGGUUGACCUGAUCCUCGUCCGGAGAUACUUUGAGUUUGCUGUGUUCAUAUACACGGACCUAGAUAAGUAUGUCGCCACAGGUACAUACAGUAGUAGCCAUGACUAGUAAUAAUUUUCCAAUUCAAUUCCA